AUGGAACAACAACGUUGGAAUAAAGCAAUGCAAGAGUUAAGUGGGAAUAACCAAAGUAUAGAAGGACUAAUAAACUCCUGGUUAGUAGUCACAAGUUGGUUAGAUCCCAAACGUAUUAAUUCUCGAACCGAGAAAGAGGUACCAUCAGAGGUUAAUAAAAGUUUAGAAAACCUUCGUCACACACCAUUAGCAAAGAGAAUAGUGGAAUGGUAUCUCGAUGUGGUAAACAAGAAUAUCAUUGAAAAUUUUGAUAUAAGAUUAAAAGAUUGGCGUGAAGAUUGGAAAUAUCAUAAUAAUCAUUAUAAUAAUGAUGGGGGUAAUGAUGAUCAUAAUGAUAAUAAUGAUGAUUCAAAAAGGGAACAAGAAUUAGAGAAUUGGAUUAGUGAAUCUUAUUCAAAGAUUAUUCAUGAUAUUUAUUUACAUUAUAAAAAUUGUGAAAGACCAUUCCUAUUUAUGAAUGCGAGUGAAGAUAUCAAAGAAGAAGGCAUAAUAAUAGAAUCAACAACAACAACAUCAUUACAAUAUGGAGAAAAAGAAAUAAUUAAUCAUAUAAAGAAUUUUAACAAUAUAUGUGAAGAAAUGCAUACUUUAAAAUUAAUCCAACGUACUAAAGAUAAAAUAGAAGAAAUGUUAUGUGAAAGAAUAGAACAAAAAAUUUUAAAUACUUGUAAAGGAAAUUUUAACAAACCAAUGUUAAGAUAUACAUCAAAAUGGUUAUAUUCAAUUAUAUAUCCUUGGUUAUAUAUUAUUCUUUCUUCUGACACUUCUUCAUUGGAAUCAUUAAUUGAAG
Molecule: messenger RNA, 790 nt
Organism: Diversispora eburnea
Lineage: Eukaryota; Fungi; Glomeromycota; Glomeromycetes; Diversisporales; Diversisporaceae
Source: the annotation of a GenBank genome assembly